Molecule: messenger RNA, 865 nt
Organism: Rubroshorea leprosula
Lineage: Eukaryota; Viridiplantae; Streptophyta; Magnoliopsida; Malvales; Dipterocarpaceae
Source: the annotation of a GenBank genome assembly
GUGGCACGGAGCUGCAGCCACAGGCACACAGAGGGUGUGUGCCGCGUCCAGGGAACAUGCCAAGCAACGUCACGGAGUGCGAGCGCAGAUACGAGAACAUGCGCGAGCACAAGCAUGGGUGCCAGUGGGAGCGCAAGUGGAAGCGUGGACACGGGCAUGUGGGACACCGGUGUCGGUGUCGCGACACGGGGUUGCGACUACGACACUUACAUAUACGAGGACGUAGGCACAAGGUGGAUCGCUCGAGACGCAGCGGGCCUUGCCAGCAGAGGCGUCGAUUCCGGGGCCGUGGCGUGAAGUUGCGGACAGGACGCGUGGGAGCCUGGGUUGAGGCACUAGCACGUGCGAGCGCCAACACGGGAGCGGGCGCGAGCGCGACAUGGAACGCUCAAGAGGCGAGCCUUGCACGAGUUGGCAGCGUCCAUGCCAAGGCCGUGGCACGGGGUCGCGGUCGAGACACGCUGGAGCGCGCAGGAGUAGCCCAGAAAAUUCUAGAAGCUGUUGGGUGCGUAGUGAUGGUUCCAGACAAGGGGUCUAGAUGGGCUUAAUGGGCCGAGCCCAACUUGGGGUUUCUCCUAGGGCCUUGUAGAUAAUUCUAGAAUAGGGGAUUCUAGAAUAAAGUAGGCUUAGGAGGGAGAAUGGAAAAUGUUCUGGAAUUGUACAUAUGAGGGAAUUAUGUGGAGUGUUCUAGAGACACCUGUAGAGGGCUCUUGGGCUGAACUCUUCUAUAAAUAGAGGUGGCCUAAGUAGAAGAGAAGGAGGAGGCUUGAGAGAGUGAGCUGCUAGGUGAGUGAGUGCAGAGAGGGGCUUUGUACUCAUGCUCUUGUACACUCCCUUGCGAUCAUAAUAAAUUCUCUUCUUUUCC